AUGCAUCAGGACGGCCAGCACCACGACCAUCCUUCGAUGGAUAGCAGCAACUUGUCCUCCCCCUCACAAGGAGAGACAUACGGUAGGACACUCUACCCAGAAUACUCUGAGCAACAGCAGCAGCAACAACAACAGCAACAGCAACAACAACAGCAACAGCAACAACAACAACAGCAACAACAUCAGCAACAUUAUGACCUCUCUAGACGCACCACCGGAGUCUCUUCUGUUGGUUCGCAGAACCCUCUUGUCCACUCCUCCUUAGGAGAUCCGCGGAUGAGUGAAGAUCCAAGGAUGGCGCAUUACGACCGCCAUGAGCGUCAGAGUGCAACCUCAGAAACAUACAGCGAAAACAACUACGCUUACUCACGGUCAGCAACCAGUCGCUCGCCCAUCAAUGGACACGACGUCGAUCUCUUCGGACCCCUCCGUGGGCCAGACGAUGGCCGCUACACAGGUUACGCUCCCUCCUCCGAUGCCCUCCUCUCUCUCCUCGAAAACAAGCGCAGUCCUCUCCCCGGACAGACUUACCUCUACGACGAUCCUUCAUCAACCUCCGACGGCCACGACUAUGACGAGCCCAACCAACCACCGCCAAACUCUUACCCAGCCUGGACAAUCGAGAAGCAGGUGCCGCUGACAAAGGAGGAGAUCGAGGGGAUCAUGAUGGACCUGACGCGCAAAUUUGGAUUUCAGCUAGACAACAUGCGCAACCAGUUCGACGCCUACAUGACCAUGCUCGACUCGAGAGCUUCUCGCAUGGGCGCUGUCCAGGCCCUAACCACCAUCCAUGCGGACUACAUCGGAGGAGAGCACGCCAACUACCGAAAAUGGUACUUUGCAGCACAACUGGAUCUGGACGACCACAUGGGCUACCAUUCUGCUCCGGGCAAGAACAAGAAGGUCAACCGCAACUCAAUGGCUCCCCAGCCAGGCGCCGUCAACAUCGAGGCGCACGACAACUUGGGGAUGGCGGAGGAGCACUGGAAGUUGAGGAUGAACCAGAUGUCCCACUUUGACCGAGCUCGUCAAGUAGCACUUUACCUCCUGCUCUGGGGCGAAGCGUCCCAGAUCCGUUUCCUACCCGAGUGUCUUUGCUUCAUCUUCAAGUGCGCAGAGGACUACUAUGUGUCGCCGGAGUGCCAGCAGCUUGUCAACCCUGUCCCCGAAGGCGAUUAUCUCCGCAACGUCGUCACCCCUCUCUACAAGUUCAUCCGCGACCAGUCCUAUGAGCUUCAGGGAGGCAAGUACGUCAAGCGUGAGCGCGACCAUGACGCUAUCAUCGGAUACGACGAUAUCAACCAGGCCUUCUGGAGCCCAGAGGGUAUUGCUCGCAUCCAGCUGGACGACAAGACCAAAUUGGUGGACAUUCAUAUUGGCAAGCGCUGGUCAGCAUUGGAGCGAGUCAACUGGGGAUCGGCCUUCCGCAAGACCUACAUCGAGAAGCGUACCUGGCUUCACUUGGCUGUCAACUUCACUCGCAUCUGGAUCAUCCACGUGGUUGCCUUCUGGUACUUCACCGCAUGGAACGCCACCUUUUUGUACUCCAACGAGGAUCUGGACGAAGAGGGAGUGACCUGGUCAGUUCCUGCUCUCGGUGGAGCCAUCGCGACCUUGUUCAUGUUGCUCGGCGUCUUCUGUGAGUUCAUGUUCAUUCCUUUGACUUGGGCCAACACCUCGAUGCUCGUUCGCCGGUUGAUGAUCCUGUUGGUCGUGUUGGUUGUCAAUGCUGGACCCUCCGUCUAUGUCUGCAUCUUCCAGCGCACAGGAACGGCGUCUAGGAUUGUCGGCAUUGUCCAGUUCGUCAUCUCCUUGAUUACCACCGCCGUCUUCUCCAUCGUCCCCUCCAAUCAGCUCUUUGGUGCAUCAUCCAAGACGAACCGCAAGAACUUGGCUUCUCAGACUUUUACAGCUUCGUUCCCCAAGUUAAAUCGGUCAGAUCGCGCUCUUUCGAUCUUCCUUUGGGCCUUGGUCUUUAUCUGCAAGCUUGUCGAGUCCUACUUUUUCUUGGCCCGCUCCUUUAAGGAUCCCCUCAAGGCUUUGUACGACGAGCGUAUCCCCAACUGCAAGGACAAGUACCUGGGUCAGUCCUUGUGCUCCAUUAUGCCUGUCCUCACGGUCAUCGUCAUGUUCUUCACGGACUUAGUUCUCUUCUUCUUGGACACCUAUCUGUGGUACGUCAUCUGGAACACCGUCUUCUCCGUCUUCCAGUCCUUCAAGCUCGGUAUUUCGAUCUGGACCCCUUGGCGCAACAUAUUUUCUCGUUUGCCUAAGCGCAUCUAUGCCAAGUUGCUCGCGACUGCCGACAUGGAUAUCAAGUACAAGCCCAAGGUCCUCUGCUCCCAGGUCUGGAACGCCAUUGUUAUCUCGAUGUACCGCGAGCAUCUCCUGUCGAUUGAGCACGUCCAGCGAUUGCUCUACCAGCAGGUCCCUUCUGAGAACGAGAGCAAGCGCACCCUCAAGGCUCCCACUUUCUUUGUCGCACAGGAGGAUGCCUCUCUCCAGGCAGAGUUCUACCCCCAGCACUCCGAGGCCGAGCGUCGUAUCACUUUCUUUGCCCAGUCUCUGUCGACUCCCAUCCCUGAGCCUCUUCCCGUCGAUCAGAUGCCGACCUUCACCGUUUUGGUCCCUCACUACUCCGAGAAGACUCUGCUCUCGCUCCGCGAGAUUAUUAGGGAGGAGGACCAAAACACCCGCGUCACCCUCUUGGAGUACCUCAAGCAGCUUCACCCAGUCGAAUGGGACAACUUUGUCAGGGACACCAAGAUUCUAGCUGAAGAGUCGACCAUGUUUGGAAGCAGCGCGACGAGCGGUCUUGGUCUGGCUGGCGAGGCAGAGAGGGACAACAUGAAGGAAAUGGGCAAGUCUAAGAACGACGAUCUGCCCUUUUACUGCAUCGGAUUCAAGUCAGCAGCACCUGAGUACACUCUCCGCACCCGAAUCUGGGCCUCACUCCGUGCUCAGACGUUGUACCGUACCGUCUCUGGGUUUAUGAACUACUCCAAGGCGAUCAAGCUGCUUUACCGCGUCGAGAACCCCGAGGUGGUGCAACGAUUUGGUGGCAAUGGUGACCGUCUUGAACGCGAACUUGAGCGUAUGUCCAAUCAAAAGUUUAAGUUUGUGAUCUCGAUGCAGCGCUACACCAUCUUCAACAAGGAGGAGGCCGAGAAUGCAGAGUUCUUGUUGCGUGCAUACCCCAACCUUCAGAUCGCCUACUUGGAUGAGCGCCCACCCGAGGUCGAAGGCGAUGAACCGGUAGUCUACUCUAUCUUGAUCGAUGGACAGUGCGAGCUGAUGCCCGAUGGCAAGCGCAAGCCCCGGUUCAGGAUUCGUUUGCCUGGUAACCCCAUCUUGGGUGAUGGAAAGUCUGACAACCAGAACCACUCGAUUAUUUUUACCCGCGGCGAGUAUAUCCAGCUGAUCGACGCCAAUCAGGACAACUACUUGGAGGAAGCUCUCAAGAUCCGUAAUGUCCUCGGGGAGUUUGAGCAGUUCCACACCCCAGCUAUCUCGCCCUAUUCGCCCCAGAUCGUCUCGAAGAAUGUCCCCGAGCCUGUGGCCAUUGUUGGUGCUCGCGAGUACAUUUUCUCGGAGAAUAUUGGUGUUCUUGGAGAUGUUGCUGCUGGAAAGGAACAGACCUUUGGUACUCUGACCCAACGCAUGAUGGCCAAGAUCGGAGGCAAGCUCCACUAUGGCCACCCUGACUUUCUCAAUUUUAUCUACAUGAGCACUCGCGGAGGUGUGAGUAAAGCACAGAAGGGUCUCCAUUUGAACGAGGAUAUCUACGCCGGUAUGACGGCCUUCAACCGUGGCGGGCGCAUCAAGCACUCCGAGUACUAUCAGUGCGGCAAGGGCCGUGAUCUCGGUUUUGGCUCGAUCCUCAACUUCAACACCAAGAUCGGUACGGGCAUGGGAGAGCAGAUGCUGUCGCGCGAGUACUACUACCUCGGAACUCAGUUGCCCCUGGACCGGUUCUUGACUUUCUACUACGCUCACCCCGGUUUCCACAUCAACAACAUCUUCAUCAUGCUGUCGGUCCAGAUGUUCCUGUUCUCGAUGCUCUUUAUCGGCUCUAUGGCGUCGUCGGUAGAUGUCUGCUCGGAUAUCGUGGAGGAUGGCUGUGUGAACCUGAUCCCCGUCUAUGACUGGAUCAAGCGCUGUGUCCUGUCGAUCUUUAUAGUCUUCUUCAUUGCCUUCUUGCCUCUGUUCCUCCAAGAGUUUAUGGAGCGUGGAUUCGCCAGGAGCACGAUCCGUCUGGGCAAGCACUUCAUGUCGCUCUCCCCGCUGUUCGAGGUCUUUGUCACCCAGAUCUACACCAACUCUAUCUUGACCAACCUGUCCUUCGGAGGAGCUCGCUACAUCGCUACUGGCCGUGGAUUCGCGACAACUCGUACUCCCUUUGUGCUACUUUACUCUCGUUUCGCCGGUCCAUCCCUCUACCUUGGCAUGCGAACCCUCAUCAUGCUGAUCUUUGCCUCGCUGACGAUGUGGGUUCCACACCUGAUCUACUUCUGGGUCUCAGUCUUGGCUUUAGUCAUCUCGCCCUUCCUCUUCAACCCACACCAGUUCUCCUUCACUGACUUUCUGCUUGACUACCAAGAGUUCUUGCGCUGGCUGUCUCGCGGUAAUUCGAGGACCCAUGUAUCCUCCUGGAUUUCUUACUGUCGCACCCUCCGCACUCGAAUCACUGGCUACAAGCGCAAGCGACUUGGUCAUCCCUCUGAGAAGCUCGGUGGAGACAUCCCCAGGGCCAACUUCGGGGUCAUCUUUGUCUCUGAGAUUGUUUUCCCUCUGCUGCAGAUGGCCCUGUGCGUGAUCUGUUACAUGUUUGUCCGGUCCUUCCCCAGCGACGUCAACGACAUAGGCGCAGCCGUCUUUACGAGUGGUCUCCUCCGCAUCGGUGUCUUUGCUCUUGGACCCAUCGUUGUCAACGCCGGAGUUCUGAUCGCUCUGUUUGGAGUCUCGAUCCUGUUUGGCCCCCUCAUGAACAUGUGCUGCGUCAAGUUUGGAUCCAUCAUUGCUGCCACUGCCCACGCCAUCUCCGUGAUCUCGCUGAUUGUUCACUUUGAGGCCCUCUGGGCCCUCGAAGCCUGGAACAUGUCCCACGCUGUCCUCGGCAUCAUUGCCGCUAUAUCUGUCCAACGCUUCGUCUUCAAAGUCCUGAUCGCCGUCUUUUUGACACGCGAGUUCAAACACGACGAGACCAACCGCGCCUGGUGGACGGGCAAAUGGCACGGCCGUGGUCUUGGAUUCCAUGCGAUCUCGCAGCCCCUCCGCGAGUACGUCUGUAAGAUUAUCGAGAUGUCGAUGUUUGCCUGCGACUUUAUCAUGGGUCACACGAUCUUAUUCAUCCUGUUCCCGAUCUGUCUGAUCCCCUGGAUUGACCGGUGGCACUCGACCAUGUUGUUCUGGUUGCGCCCCAGCAAACAGAUCCGUCCACCCAUCUUUUCCGCCAAGCUGCGGUCUCAGAGGAGGAAGGUUGCCUGGACAUAUGGCACUCUGUUUGUGCUGCUGUUUGUUGUCUUUGUGAUGUUGAUUGUUGCACCCUUGGUGUUUAAGAGCUACCUUCCUGACCAUCUGGAGAAGCUUGUUCCUAUCUAA
Linnemannia hyalina is the source of this 5601-nucleotide messenger RNA. The record is from the annotation of a GenBank genome assembly. NCBI's taxonomy places the organism in Eukaryota, Fungi, Mortierellomycota, Mortierellomycetes, Mortierellales, Mortierellaceae.